Messenger RNA from Gastrolobium bilobum, 1455 nucleotides. RefSeq names its product calcineurin B-like protein 10. Gene Ontology annotation, biological process: calcium-mediated signaling. The transcript has 9 exons. The record is from RefSeq and is a predicted model, not a curated record. The coding region runs from base 108 to 887 and encodes 259 amino acids. Lineage: Eukaryota; Viridiplantae; Streptophyta; Magnoliopsida; Fabales; Fabaceae. Gene Ontology annotation, molecular function: calcium ion binding; kinase binding.
GGGGAAAAAAAAAAAUAGUUGAAAAAUAAUGUAUAAUAAAUGUAAGAAGAUGGAUUGAAUUUCUUUUCCACUUUUGGAUCCGUGUAAAAAGUUUGCAUGUUGUUAACAUGGACUACGGAGCUAGCUCUCUGAAAUCAAACUUGACGGUUGGUGAGACGCUGUGUGCGGUGUUCAUUCCGUUGAUAGGAGUUGUAGAAGCUUUAAUUUUCAGCUUAGCUGGUUGCUUCAAUUAUCGUCGUCCUAAGAAGAACAUCUCCAAUGCGUUCGAAGAUAUUGUCCGUCUCGCUAACGACUCUCCAUUUAAUGUUAAUCAAAUCGAGGCGUUGCGUGAAUUGUUCAAGAAGCUGAGUUGUUCAAUAAUUGAUGAUGACCUAAUACACAAGGAUGAGCUCAAAUUGGCACUAUUGAAAACACCAGCUGGCGAAAAUCUUUUCCUUGAUCGGGUAUUUGAUCUCUUUGAUGAAAAAAGAAAUGGUGUUAUAGAAUUUGAGGAGUUUGUGCGUGCUUUAAGUGUCUUUCAUCCUUGUGCUCCUCUGGAAACGAAAAUUGAUUAUGCUUUUAGAUUGUAUGACUUGGGACAGACUGGAUAUAUUGAGCGGGAAGAGGUUAGCCAAAUGGUGGUUGCGAUUAUGUCAGAAUCCGGCAUGCAUCUGGAAGAUGAAGUUCUCAAAACCAUUAUUGAUAAGACAUUUCAUGAUGCUGAUGUUGACAAGGACGGCAAGAUAAGUAAAGAAGAAUGGAGGGCAUUCGUUCUUCGUCAACCAGGAAUUUUGAAGCACAUGACUCUUCCUCAUCUGGAAGAGAUAACCACAUUAUUUACCAGCUUCAUUUUCAACACUGGAGUUGAUGAUUCGAUUUGGCAACAUCCUGGCAACCAUAAAUAUUAAGUGGAAGAUGAAUCUGUUACGCCAAGGGCUGCUAAUAGUGUAAGAGGUAGAUUCUUAUAAUUCUGUUCUCCCAACGAUCAUUCCAACAAGAGAAAAUUUAUCGGAAGUGGCCGACUAAAUCCCCUUCAUAAGUAAUUUCCACAAGAAGUUUCAUUAACAACAGACGCCAAGUUAACACAAAGCAUUUGUUGCUGUGUCAACCCAGAGUUUGAUGGUAAACACUAUGACUGUCCUCUGAAACAGCAUCUAAGCAUCUUGUUUCAGAUCUUAUUCUUUUUCCUCCAUCAUGCAGUAGUUUUUUACAGUCUGCAAAGGUAUUACUGCCGAAGGUACCUAAUUGAGACUCAAGGCAACGCAUGAAUAUGCAUGUGGUGGUUCCAAAUUCUAAGCACAAUCAGUUGUUUGUCCGUGUGCAAUUUAUUUUUUCUUAGCCAAUUGUUGUCACGUCAUAAAUUAUAAAUUUGUCAGCUAUGUUUUGUUCCUCGAGUCUCCUGCAACUUCAAGACGUUGAUUGAAACAGAAUUUUUUUUUGUAAGCCUAGAUUGAAUCAUUGAACAUGCAAUUUCUC